AACCAGAGCGAGGGGGCACCACCACUACUCAUCAAAGAACCAGAGCGAGGGGGCACAGCCACUACUCAUCAAAGAACCAGAGCGAGGGGGCACAGCCGAUACUCAUCAAAGAACCAGAGCGAGGGGGCACCACCACUACUCAUCAAAGAACCAGAGCGAGGGGGCACCACCACUACUCAUCAAAGAACCAGAGCGAGGGGGCACAGCCACUACUCAUCAAAGAACCAGAGCGAGGGGGCACAGCCGAUACUCAUCAAAGAACCAGAGCGAGGGGGCACCACCACUAGUCAUCAAAGAACUAGAGCGAGGGGGCACCACCACUAUUCAUCAAAGAACCAGAGCGAGGGGGCACAGCCACUACUCAUCAAAGAACCAGAGCGAGGGGGCACAGCCGAUACUCAUCAAAGAACCAGAGCGAGGGGGCACAGCCGCUACUCAUCAAAGAACCAGAGCGAGGGGGCACCACCACUAGUCAUCAAAGAACCAGAGCGAGGGGGCACAGCCGAUACUCAUCAAAGAACCAGAGCGAGGGGGCACCACCACUAUUCAUCAAAGAACCAGAGCGAGGGGGCACCACCACUAUUCAUCAAAGAACCAGAGCGAGGGGGCACCACCACUAGUCAUCAAAGAACUAGAGCGAGGGGGCACCACCACUAUUCAUCAAAGAACCAGAGCGAGGGGGCACAGCUACUACUUAUCAAAGAGUCAGUCUUAAAAGAGAUGUCUGGAGGGAUAUUCUCACCCCUGGAAACCCUGCAGGAUCUGGACAAGGCCAGCUGCCACCCCCUGGCAUGUUACCUGUGCCACGAGCAGUACGAGCGCCCGUGUUUGCUGGACUGUUAUCACAGCUUCUGUGCCAGCUGUCUCCGGGGCCGGACCACGGACAACCGACUUACCUGUCCUCUCUGUGGACAGCACUCCAUAGUAAAGGGGAAUAACGGAUUGCCCCCUGUGGACCGGUUGCUAAAGUUCCUGGUGGACAGUUCCGCUGACUCUGAAGAAGUCCUACAAUGUGCCAACUGUGACCUGGAAUGCAAGAAACAGGAUGGGGACCUUAUGUACUAUUGUAAUACCUGCAACCAGCCUCUGUGUGUUAAAUGCCGAGAGGAGACUCACAAAGCCAAAAUGUUCUCCCGCCAUGAGAUCGUGACUCUGGCUAAACGUGCCAAGGACAUCCAUAAGAAGUGCCCUUUACAUGAAGAACCGUUUAUCAUGUUUUCUACGGAGAAGAAGUCAAUGUUGUGCAUCAACUGUUUCCGUGACAUGCAAGUGGAGAGCCGCGCUCAUUGCAUCGAUAUUGAAACGGCUUAUGUCCUGGGAUGUGAAAAGCUGGACCAAGCUGUCAUGACGGUGAAGGAGUUGCAGACCUCAACCCGAGAGGCGAUUUUUCUUCUGAAGGCCAUGAUCGAAGAAGUCCGCAGCAGCGCUGAGGAAGAGGAGACGUCAAUCAACACGCUCUUCAGCAGCAUGCAGGAAAAGUUGGCAGAACGCAGGAAGAGCCUCUUGAAAGCUGUCCAAUGUCAACAUGAAGAAAAGGAAAAGGCAUUUAAAGACCAGCUCUCCCACCUGGCUUCUCUACUACCCACCUUGCAAGUCCAUCUUGCCACAUAUUCAGCUUUCCUGAGCUCAGCGAACAAGGCGGAGUUCCUGGAUUUGGGUUAUCAACUAAUGGAAAGACUGCAGAAAAUUGUGAAGCUCCCGUAUCGCCUGAGACCAUCACAGAGCAGCAAGAUCAAUACAGAUUAUGGGGCGGAGUUUGCACGGUGCCUGGAACCACUGUUGAUGCUGAGCCUUCGCCGGGCUGGCAAUGUGAGCGGCGGUUGUGGAGGAGCGGGACAUGGCAACGGAAGCAUGAUCUCCAGUGGUCAGUGCUCAAAGACAUUAAUGAUACCCGGGUGUUCCUCCUGUGAUAAAAUGUCCAUCGCUGGGUCCAUCGUCCGGAAGCCCACCAUGCACCGAUACAUCAGCACCAAAGUCCUGCUGGCCGAAGGAGAGGACAACCCAUUUACCAAACAUUGCCGCAGCUAUGAGGAUACGUACCGGACCAUCCAGACAGAGAUCCAGAAUCUGAAGGACCAGGUCCAGGAGCUGCACAGAGACCUGACCAAGCACCAUUCCCUCAUCAAGACGGACACCAUGAGCGAGAUCAUCCAGAAGUCUCUGCAGGUGGACGUGCAGAUCGCCUCCGAGUAUUCCUCGGUGGAAAUUAUGAGGGUGGCAUUUGAGGAGAUUUGGGAAGAAACUUACCAAAGGGUGGCAAAUGAGCAGGAAAUUUAUGAAGCUCAGCUACACGACCUCCAGCAACUGAAACAAGAAAACGGCUACCUGACCACAAUCGCCAAGCAGAUCGCGCCGUAUGUGAGAUCCAUCGCCAAGGUCAAAGAGCGCCUGGAGCCCAGACUGAAAGAACCUCAAGAGCUGAGAGACGAUGUAUCUGAUAAAACCUCUGAAGAUUCCUCCAUGGUGGAGCUGCAUGGCAGGUAA
This is a messenger RNA of Rana temporaria (common frog), 2484 nucleotides long. It is a transcript of the gene RNF207, whose product is annotated as ring finger protein 207. The record is from RefSeq and is a predicted model, not a curated record. Gene Ontology annotation, molecular function: Hsp70 protein binding; transmembrane transporter binding; zinc ion binding. Gene Ontology annotation, cellular component: perinuclear region of cytoplasm. Lineage: Eukaryota; Metazoa; Chordata; Amphibia; Anura; Ranidae. Gene Ontology annotation, biological process: regulation of cardiac muscle contraction; regulation of heart looping. The transcript is spliced from 17 exons. Bases 721 to 2484 code for a protein of 587 amino acids.